GGGGGGGCGGGGGGAGCCUUGGCCCGCCCCACACGGGCAGCAGCGAGGCUGUCCUGCGGCAAUGUCAAGGCGGCCGCGGCGGCGGCGGCGUCACGGCUGCUGCAGGCUGCCGGCACCUGUCACGGCUGCCCGAGGAGACACAGGGGCCGCAGCCCCGCAGGGACCCCAGCGCCAGCGGGCACUGUGCGAGGCGAGGACGACGUGGCCGGCCAGAUGGGCAGCACCAUGGAGCCCCCCGGGGGCGGGUACCUGCACCUCGGCGCUGUGACGUCCCCCGUGGGCACAGCCCGCGUACUGCAGCUGGCCUUUGGCUGCACCACCUUCAGCUUGGUGGCCCACCGGGGCGGCUUCGCGGGCGUCCAGGGCACCUUCUGCGUGGCCGCUUGGGGCUUCUGCUUUGCCCUCUCGGGCCUCGUGGUGGCCUGUGAGUUCACCCGGCUCCACAGCUGCCUGCACCUCUCCUGGGGCAACUUCACGGCGGCCUUCGCCAUGCUGGCCACGUUGCUGUCGGCCACGGCCGCCGUCAUCUACCCGCUGUACUUCACCCGGCUGGAGUGCCCGCCCGAGCCCGCGGGCUGCGCCGCCCGGGACUUCCGCCUGGCAGCCAGCGUCUUCGCCGGGCUCCUCUUCCUGGCCUACGCCGCGGAGGUAGCCCUGACCCGGGCCCGGCCGGGCCAGGUGGCCAGCUACAUGGCCACGGUGUCAGGGCUCCUCAAGAUCGUCCAGGCCUUCGUGGCCUGCAUCAUCUUUGGGGCACUGGUCUACGACAGCCGCUACGGGCGCUACGUGGCCACCCAGUGGUGCGUGGCCGUCUACAGCCUGUGCUUCCUGGCCACAGUGGCCGUGGUGGUCCUGAGCGUGACGGGCCACACGGGGGGCCUGGGCUGCCCCUUCGACCGUCUGGUGGUGGUCUACACCUUCCUGGCCGUGCUCCUCUACCUCAGUGCCGCGGUCAUCUGGCCCGUCUUCUGUUUCGACCCCAAGUACGGUGAGCCCGGACGGCCCCCUGACUGCCCCAGAGGCGGCUGCUUCUGGGACAGCCAGCUGGUGGUGGCCACCUUCACCUACGUCAACCUGCUCCUCUACGUCGCCGACCUCGCCUACUCCCAGAGGAUCCGCUUCGUGCCCCCCCUGUAGCCCUGUGGGCAGCAGUCCACCCACCUGUGCUCCCCGGGGACUCCCGGCACCUCGGGGGGUGGCCCGGGUGAACCCAGACCCCCGAGGAGCCGGCUGGAGGGAGGCAGGCAGGACAGGUGCUCCUGGACCUCGGGCAGUGCUCCGCAGCUAGGCUUGGGGAGGCGGGAGGGAAGACAGACGGGCUGGCAGCCCUGAGCAGGACAUAGGCGAGCAUCCUCCCCGAGAUAGCUCCCAGCCCUCUCUGUCUCUUUCUAUCUCCAUCUGUCUCCCUGUCUCCCUCUCUCCAUUUCCUGGCUUUCCCUGGCUCAGUGCUACCCACUGUAACACAAGAAGCCUUUGAAGUAGGCGCUGUGGUGACCCACUUUAGAGAUGGGGACACUGAGGCUAGGAUUUUGGAGGCAGCCUCACGUGCACGUCAGCGUCUGGAGAUCACACUCAGGCUGUGUGACCUAAGCAGAGUUGGAAAGGGGACAAUUCCUGCAGGUCUGGGAAGGGGAUGGAAAGGAGCCCAGGAGAGGGUCAGAGCUGGACCAGCAGAGGGACAAGGGGACCUGGCUCCUGUAGACUUGAGGGAAGGGUCCCCAGAGCCCUGGAAGGAGGCUGUCUCAGCAGGGCCCUGCUGGGGAGUCAGUGUGCACCAGCUCAAAGAGAAGGAGCCAGGACUUGGGGCCCCACCUUGCCCACCUCCACGCGGUUAUAACAAGGACAAGGGCCACGGUGUGGUCACACAAGGCAGCCUCGGAGGCACCACAAUGAGCACAGAAUGCUGGGGGGCGGGGGGCGGGGAGGUGGGUCCCCACCCAGGGAGGGAGUGCCCGCCAGGCGCUCACCAUCAGCCCUGGGAAUCAGCUUCUGCAGAGCUUGUGGGGCGGGGGGGGUGCCCAGGGAGGCUAGUCUGGAACCGCUGGGGGAGGGCCCAGCCCCUCGGCCACAGCGCCUGGGCCCCGGGUCCCUCCCUGGUACUCCCAGGCCCAUGACCUCCACUCAAGUAUCCGUUCACCUGGCCGCUGACCACCAGAGCCCAUCGGGACUGUCACCCUCCACGCUUUAGCCAGCUUCUCCUGCUCAAGAGCCCAGACGGGGCCACCCCAGAGUACAGUAGCCCCUUAGCCCAGCGAAGGGUCUAGGGCCUCGAGCAGGAAAUAAACGCCAAUGUUGACCCGCA
This is a messenger RNA of Acinonyx jubatus (cheetah), 2302 nucleotides long. It is a transcript of the gene MYADML2, whose product is annotated as myeloid associated differentiation marker like 2. Gene Ontology annotation, cellular component: membrane. Bases 214 to 1137 code for a protein of 307 amino acids. The record is from RefSeq and is a predicted model, not a curated record. The transcript has a single exon. NCBI's taxonomy places the organism in Eukaryota, Metazoa, Chordata, Mammalia, Carnivora, Felidae.